Messenger RNA from Trematosphaeria pertusa, 916 nucleotides. RefSeq lists its product as uncharacterized. The record is from RefSeq and is a predicted model, not a curated record. The transcript has a single exon. Lineage: Eukaryota; Fungi; Ascomycota; Dothideomycetes; Pleosporales; Trematosphaeriaceae. Bases 154 to 693 code for a protein of 179 amino acids.
AACGACGCUGCGGGAUACAGUAGCCCAAACGUGCUCUGAUGCAAGUCGGUCGCUUUUCAGCACACAGCAGGGUUUGGCGAGGGGCCCCGGCCAACCUAAAAUCACGAGUGACUAUUGACUGGAGACGUAGCCGCAGAAGAUGCCUGUUCCGGCAUGCAUCGCACAGGAGAAAUGGCUCCCGAGAUAAAAGGCGCUGGCUCAGGACCGUGGGGUGCAUACGUAGUCAUUUCACUUGCAAUAACUUACUCGUCGUGCAGACAAGACUGCAGUGACUCUCCAGACGCAUCCAUCCAUGGAUGCGAAGGCACAACAGGCGGCGCUCUAGGAAAGGAACCGGGUUAUGGAGCUGCUGAGGACGAACAACGGGCUUGGCGGGUACAGUACUUGGGCUUGAUGAUGGGAUCUCCAAGAGGCCUGCAGGCAUCGCAGAGCCGGCUUGCGGAGCAUCCAGGGUCCUGGGAGUUGGAGGCUCAGAACGUGGCCGCCGCCGCCCGCCACGGGACGGGGGGAAGGGGCUCGCUAUCGAGGGUGAGGUCUUCCUUCUGGCCUUGCCUGCAGCGCAGUCCCAACAUCACGGGUCGGGCUUGGUCGGCUCGAGGAUCAGGAGUGCCGAUCCGUGGAGAGCGCCACGGGCGGAUGGGGAAUGGCUUGGUGGCUGUCCAAAACACCCAAUGUGAUCCGUGUCAAAAUUAAGUUGUGCAGCGCGCCGUGUGACAGGGGGCGCCAGGCGAAUGAAAGUGGGGCCACGGCCAGCCCGAGCGAGGCAGGCGGACGCCAGGCGGAUGCUCGCCGCGAAGAUCGAGGGCCCAUGGCGGAGGCGGCGGCGUGACGCAGUUGGGACGGUCGAGGGUGGUGGAGGUGGGUUGGCGAUGGUGGUACAGCAACACAUGACGGGGCGAUGUAAACAGCCAACGGA